AUGUCAUACGGUUUAGUCCUCUUUGACUGUGAUGGAACAACGGCCGUUAUUCCAAGGCGUCAACUAAAAGAAGAUGCGACUGUGGGGCAGCAAUUUCAUCUGAAAGCAGCUGGGAACCACCUUUGUGAAAUCUUACAUCUUGCAGACACAAAGGAUGAACUAGACCAAUGGGAGCGAGUGUGGUCAACAACAUCAAGAAGCAAGAUGAUCGACCAAAAGAGGGACAGGGGUGAAACAAGUGGAUUUCUUGACCAGCAGAGUCUUCAACCAUUUGUUCUGUUUGACCCAGUAACUGUUACCGACUCAGCUGUUCCCAAAAACUCUGGAAAAUGCAAGAAGUCAUCUCCAAAACAACAAAACAGAAAACUAAAGAAUAAAAAAAUCCCGAACACAAGAACCAAGAAAGUGACCCCUAAACCAAAAGGUGCAUCGACUCCAAAGUCAACUCUAAAAAGGGCAUCACAUCCACAAGAUGCCUCAACUCUAAAAGAGGCGACAAUAUUAUUGGGCUCCAAUUGGAGGCAGUUGAACGUCCUGUGUCAAACAGACGUCUACAAUGGCCCAGGAGCUAAACCAAAAAGAGCUCCUGUCCAUGUGGCUGACUUGAGCCAGGACCAACAAGAUCUUUUGGCAAGUCAUAUUUAUAUCCAACAUGACCACAAAGCAACGAUGACUGAGCCAGCAAUGACUUUUCUUACAGCAGAAGAGAUUGCAGGAUUUGUUUGCAUCAAUCGUGUGAGUAAAAAAACUGGAUGUUUUUAAAAAGAAACUUGACUCAUUUGAGAGUGUAAUACGCAGUGUUGAGACACAGUUACAUAUAUUGGUGUCCCGUGAGGUUAGUUUUCUAACGCUGUUCCUAUUGUUGAUGUAACUGGUCCUGAUGUGUUUGAUGUCAAUAAUGGAUCUGUCAGUUCUGUGUCUUAAUGUGACGUACAUGAUAUUGCUGUUGUGUCUGUGAGUGAUGCUGUUGGUCAUGAUGUGUCUAUUGGGCAUUACAGUAUUUCUUUGUCUGGUGGCAAUGAUGUUAGUAAUGAAAUACUCACUGUAGCUGGGUGUGAAACUAGUUGUAGAGCAAAUCAAGAUGCAUCUAUUGCUUGCAGUAUUGUAGGUUAUGAAAGCGUGUCUGAGGCAGGUGGGUUGAAGGUCAUAGUAGUUUUUCUGUAGAAGGUUGGGUUGCAUGAUGUGAUAGUUUGUCUCUUCUAGCAGGUGGGUUUGCAGGUAGUGAUAGUAUGUCUGUAGCGGGUGGGGUUGCAAGUCGUGAUGGUUUGUCCAUAGCAGGUGGGGUUGUAGAUCUUUAUAGUUUGUCUGUAGAAGGUGGGUAAGCUGGUCGUGAUAGAUUUUCUGUAGAAGGUGCGGUUGAAGGUCGAGAUGGUUUGUCCAUAGAAGGUGGUGUUGUAGUUCGAGAUGGUAUGUCCAUAGAAGGACGUGUUGUAGGUACAGGUGUUUUUUCUGUAGGAGGUGGUGUUGUAGGUCGCGAUGGUAUGUCCAUAGAAGGUGUUGUUGUAGGUACAGGUGUUUUUUCUGUAGGAUGUGGUGUUGUAGGUAGAAAUGGUUUGUCUGCAGAGGUGCAGUUGUAGGUAGAAAUGUUUUGUCUGCAGAAGGUGCAGUUGUAGGUAGAAAUGGUUUGUCUACAGGAAGUGCAGUUGUAGGUAGACAUGGUUUGUCUGCAGAAAGUGGAGUUGUAGGUAGAGAUAUUUUGUCUGCAGGAGGUGGAGUUGUAGGUAGAAUUGGUUUGUCUGCAGGAGGUGGAGUUGUAGGUAGAGAUAUUUUGUCUGCAGGAGGUGGAGUUGUAGGUAGAAUUGGUUUGUGUGCAGGAAGUGGAGUUGUAGGUAGAGAUAUUUUGUCUGCAGGAGGUGGAGUUGUAGGUAGAAUUAGUUUGUCUGCAGGAGGUGGAGUUGUAGGUAGAGAUGGUUUGUCUGAAGGAGGUUGAGUUGUAGGUAGAAAUGGUUUGUCUGCAGGAGGUGGAGUUGUAGGUAGAAAUGGUUUGUCUGCAGGAGGUGGAGUUGUAGGUAGAGAUGGUUUGUCUGCAGGAGGUGGAGUUGUAGGUAGAGAUGGUUUUUCUCCAAGAGGUGGAGUUGUAGGUAGAGAUGGUUUGUCUACAGGAAGGGGAGUUGUAGGUAGAGAUGGUUUUUCUGCAGGAGGUGGAGUUGUAGGUAGAGAUGAUUUGUCUACAGGAAGGGGAGUUGUAGGUAGAAAAGGUAGAAAAGGUUUGUCUGCAGGAGGUGGAGUUGUAGGUAGAGAUGGUUUUUCUGCAGGAGGUGGAGUUGUAGGUAGAAAUGGUUUGUCUGCAGGAGGUGGAGUUGUAGGUAGAGAUGGUUUGUCUGCAGGAGGUGGAGUUGUAGGUAGAACAUGACGGGAAUGUUUCAAGAUUCAAAUAAAGAAAUGAUUGAUAGCUCAUUUAAUAGAAAAAGUACACGAAAAGCAUUGUCGCCAAGGAGAAAAUUGCUGAUACUAAAUGGAGCACAACAGGCGUUUCCUGGAGUUGGAAAAUGCGUCAGGUAUAUUGCCGCAGCUAUCAACAGUGGAUUAAAAAAUAAAAGAAACUAUCAGAAAAAGAAGUAAAGAAGAAACUAUGGGAACUCAUUACCAGUUAAUAUAAUGAAAAGAGCGAUUCAAUGAGAAUCUAACUAUUCUUAAACAAUAUGUGUUAAGUUAUUUGUACCAGUGCAAUAGUUUUGUUUAUCAGUUCUGUGAACGAAAUAAGCAUUCCAUCAUUCCAUAUAAGUCUAACACACCAAAAUAUUUUGUAAAAUUCUGCAAACAAACUGUUUGAACCGGGAUUUUUAUUGUUAACUCUUUCAAUGUGUUUAAACACUCGUAUUCUGGAAGCAAUCCGUCACGUUUGUUUUUUCAUUUUCUAUGAGUCUUUUUAUAUUUAAGUUAAAGAAAUGUGAAUUUUUUAGAGUAUUUGGUCAUUAUCUAUUUUCUUGCUAUAAAGGUUUAAGUAAAAGUGUCUUUGUAUGUUUAUUAUAGGCUUUAUGUAUGUUACUUCUAUGUUAUGUAUUGAUAACUGUUGGUUUUACUUUGGUAUUGUGUUUUUUUCAAGAUUUGCAAAGUAUUCGGUAUUUUUCCCAUUAUGUUCAAUGGGUAUAGCUCUUGCUCUUACUAACAUGUCAUUUAUUUUCUCAUCUAUACUUUUUAUAAUAUAUAUAUAUAUAUAUAUAUGGUACACUUACAUGGUACCAUGUUAGUGUUCGUGUGUCGUAAAUAGAUGCAUUUGCGGGAAAUUAAAAAAAAACUAGCAUUUUGUAUCUACAAACAUUUAUGUUACCAGACAACAUGUAGAGUUGAAAUUUUUGAUAGUGCUAUUAGGAACUCUGAUUAAUAAUGGGUUAACUUUAUUUUAUGAAAUUGUUGAUUGAUGAGUAUUUAUGGGGCUUUAAUUUGAUUUUGAUACUCUUCAUUUAAAAGAUUGUUAAGUUUAAAAUAACCAGGUCCUUUGUGUUGUAUUAUAGUAAUUGAUUAUUUCAAUCAAAUAAUGGUCUGUCUUGUAUCCUGGUUUUAUGUUUGUUUUAUUAAUUUAUUAUAGAUCUAGACCAAAGUUAGAUCAAGACCAAAGUUUAGUCAAAUUACACUGAAACCUUUGUGGCAUGUUAGUGCAAUGCUAAAUAACAUACAUAUGCAUAUGAACCUUUUUCCAUUUGUUCUCUUAUGUCUAUGUUGUGCAUGCGAUAUUAUGCUUCAUUUGUUUGUUAUUGAUAGAUUCGAAACCAGAGAAAUAAAUAUGCAAUACGCUUAGAUAACUUGUCUUUUAUGAUAUAUAGUAAAAAGAAACGAUCACGUUAAUCGACAUGUUUUGGAAAUUGUACUUUUCUGUAUCUUGUGAGGCAUAAUUAUCUUCUACUAAAAAGAUAUUUCAUUGGGGGUUUUCGAAAAGGCAUUCUAAACUAUGAACUAAAUGCAGCAUUUGUUUAAAUUGUCCACUGACAAUGACAGAUAGUUCACACUAAGAUGUUAAAGCCACUCACUUUGAAAUGAAGUACACAUUAAUCAAAACAUAAAGAUGCAAUUUGAAAGUUUGCAAAAUUGUCAUUAAAUCUUUAGCCUAGUUAGCAAGUUUUGUUGUUUUUUUAAACCGAAAGUAGGAUUUCUUUAUAUAUGCAUACAUUUCGACAAAGGCGAUUAUUUUUAAGUUUAAGCGCAAAAAAGACGGAUUUCUACCACCACAUAUUCUAAUUUAGAUUGAUAAAAUUAAUUUAUAGCCUAGUAAGCAAGUAAUGUAUUAUUUUUUAAACGGUAACGCAUUUAAAACCGAAAGAAAGAUUUCUAGAUGUAUACGUCCAUUUCCACAAACGCGAUUAUUUUUAAGUUUUAAAGCAUAAAAGAGACAGAUUUCUAUCUUGUAAACACCAAAUAUAUUCUAAUUGGCAUAGAUAAAAUAUGUUUCUUAUUUAUACUUUAAUUUACUAUUCCAAGUAUUGCAUUUCAAGGUGUGUGGCUUUAAUUGAUUGUGCAAUGAAAGGUGUGUCAAGUCUCUAUGUUUGUCAUUCAGCAAUGUAAUAAGAAAUAACUUGCAGCACAGAAAGACAACGAAUUUUAGGUAAAUAUUGAGCCCUGAAUGUUGAAUGUUGCACAUGUUGGUCGGUCGGUCCGUCCACCAAAUGGUUUCAGGAUGAUAACUCAAGAACGCUUAGGCCCAGGAUCAUGAAACUUCAUAGGUACAUUGAUCAUGGCUGGCCUAUGACCCCUACUGAUUUUUAGGUCACUAGGUCAAGGGCAUGUUCUGGGGGCAUUUCCAACAGCGGAACACUUUUUCAGAAGGGCUUUAGCAACAGCUUUAAUUUACCAUUCUCAAUUAACUCCCUUUGUUAUCUGAUUUGAAUGAAAACAAAGGCAUUAGAAAUAUUUGCUUUCAAUUAUAAAUGUUUUUAUUCAAAUUUGUAACACAUUUACUAUAAU
Molecule: messenger RNA, 4899 nt
Organism: Dreissena polymorpha
Lineage: Eukaryota; Metazoa; Mollusca; Bivalvia; Myida; Dreissenidae
Exons: 5
Coding region: 1-762 (253 amino acids)
Source: RefSeq, a predicted model, not a curated record